Lagopus leucura (white-tailed ptarmigan) is the source of this 3341-nucleotide messenger RNA. It is a transcript of the gene PEAR1, whose product is annotated as platelet endothelial aggregation receptor 1. Gene Ontology annotation, molecular function: protein binding. NCBI's taxonomy places the organism in Eukaryota, Metazoa, Chordata, Aves, Galliformes, Phasianidae. Gene Ontology annotation, cellular component: membrane. The record is from RefSeq and is a predicted model, not a curated record.
CCUCCCUCUGCUUCCGACGGCCGCGCUGAGCUUCCAGCACGCACAGCUCUGGCAGCCACGGCCCCGUCCCGUCCUAUUCGGUCCUGUCCCGGCCCGGCCCGGCCAGGGACAGGUCACCCCGGUGCCACACAGUGCCCCAAUCUGUGGGCUGCCCCCAGUGCUGUGGGAGAGGAGCAAACCCCAGGAUGGGGUCCUUGGAUCCUGCCUCAGGAGCAGCUGUACGGAUGGUGCUGAGAACUGUGGCACUGGCACUGCAUGCCUGCCUCCUGGCCGCCCUCCACCCCAGCGACCCCAACGUCUGCAGCUACUGGGAGAGCUUUACAGCAGCGGUGAAGGAAUCGUAUGCCAAACCCCACGUUUUGACCUCCACUGAGCCCUGCACUGGGACACCAGGACUGCCACAGCCCUGCCCGCAGCAAAGGGUCGUGUACCGCACGGAGUACCGACAGGCGGUGCGCACCGACUACCGCCGGCGCUACCAGUGCUGUCUGGGCUACUAUGAGAACAGGGACGCCUGCGUCCCGCGCUGCACCCAGGAGUGCGUCCACGGGCGGUGUGUGGCCCCUGAGCGUUGCCAGUGUGAGCCAGGCUGGAGGGGACACGACUGCUCCAGCAAGUGUGAUGAGCACUCGUGGGGCCAGGACUGCGAGCACCGCUGUGACUGCCACCAUGGGGCCCCCUGCGAUCCCCUGAGCGGGGUCUGUGCCUGCCCCCCUGGUUUCACCCCCCCGCUGUGCCACAAGCCCUGCCCAUCCGGCUCCUACGGCCCUGACUGUCGCCUGCACUGCCCAUGCCACCAUGAGGCCCUCUGCAACACCUCCACUGGUGCCUGCCUCUGCCCCCCAGGGCUUGCUGGCCCACUCUGUGAGGUGCUGUGCCCCAAGGGGACACCGUGCGUCACCCACUGCCCCUGCCAAAAUGGGGGUAUCUGCCACCCCCCCGGCUCCAGCACCUGCGUCUGCCCCCAUGGAUGGAUGGGGGACAUCUGCUCCAUACCGUGCCCUCCCGGACGCUUUGGACCCGGCUGCCAGGGGGAGUGCCGCUGCCACAACAGGGGGCGCUGUGACCCCCUGGGGGGGCAGUGCCGGUGUGCACCCGGCUUCACCGGAGAGCAGUGCCGGGAGAGGUGCCCGGUGGGGAGGUAUGGGCAGGACUGCCAGGAGAGCUGUGACUGUGCCAACGGAGGACAGUGCUUCCACGUGGACGGCGCGUGCCUGUGCGAGGCCGGCUUUCAGGGCAGCCGCUGUGAGGAGCCCCGCUGCCUUCCUGGUCUCUAUGGCAUCCACUGCCAAAGCCACUGCCUCUGUCACCCCCAGCACAGCCAGAGCUGCCACCCGCUGCUCGGCGAAUGCUCGUGUCGCCCUGGCUGGGCUGGGCUCUUCUGCAACGAGAGCUGCCCCCCCGGCUCCUUUGGGGCUGGAUGCCUGCAGCUCUGCCUCUGCCUCAAUGGGGGCACCUGCGAUGGGACCACCGGGCGCUGCCACUGCCCUCCUGGUUACACGGAUGAGCACUGCUCCUCCCUGUGCCCCUUGGACACCUUUGGGCUGAACUGCUCGGAACGCUGCUCCUGCCAGCACGGCGUUGCGUGCUCCCCCAUCGAUGGCUCCUGCAUCUGCAAGGAAGGCUGGCACGGACCUGACUGCUCCACACCGUGUCCUGAUGGCACCUGGGGCCCUGGAUGCAAUGGGAGCUGCGACUGUGCCCACGGGGCCACUUGCAGUGCCCAGAGUGGGGUCUGCAGCUGCACCCCGGGAUGGCACGGCCCCCGCUGCCACCAGCCCUGCCCGAAUGGGACAUUCGGUGCCGGCUGCGGGCAGCGCUGUGAGUGCACCAACGCGGAUGGCUGUGACCCCAUCACUGGAGAGUGCCACUGCCUGCCUGGGUGGACAGGGUUGCAGUGCAAGCAGAGCUGCCCGCAGGGCUCCUGGGGCCGAGGCUGCCGCCAGCCCUGCAUGUGCCGCAACGGAGCGUCGUGCUCUCCUGAGGACGGAUCCUGCACCUGCACCCCAGGCUUCCGUGGCCCCACAUGCCAGCGCCAGUGCCCUCCUGGCCGCUAUGGAAAGAGGUGUGCACUGAGCUGCUCCUGUGCCAACGGUUCCUCCUGCCACCAUGCCACCGGUGCUUGCCUCUGUGCUGCAGGCUGGAGCGGCCCCCAUUGCUCCCAGCCCUGCACACCCGGCUCCUGGGGGGACGCCUGCUCCCAGCGUUGCCAGUGCCACAACAGGGGGACGUGUGACCCGGUUGAGGGGACAUGCCACUGCCCCGCAGGAUGGACAGGAACCAGCUGUGAAGAAGAGUGCCCCCCUGGGACCUUCGGAUUGCAGUGUGACCAGCUAUGCCACUGUCCCCACAACGCCACCUGCCACCCCGUGAGCGGGACGUGCCCGUGUGCCCCAGGCAGGAGCGGACCCCACUGUGAGGCUGAGAACCCCGAUCAGCCCUACACCAUCGUGCCGGCCCCACCGUUGGCCUACAGCACACUGGGGAUGGUGGUCAGCCUGGUGGCCCUGGUGGCUCUGCUGGUGGCCGUGGUGGCUGUGGCACUGUGCUACCGCCACCGGCAGAAGGGAAAGGAGAACAGGCACCUGGCCGUGGCGUACACAGCAGGACGGAUGGACACCUCUGAGUACGUGGUGCCAGAUGUGCCACCGAACCACACGCACUACUACUCCAACCCCAGCUACCACACGCUGUCCCAGUGCACGCUGCCUGCCCCCGGCAGCCAGGACAGAGCCAGCUCCCUAAAGGUCCCCAGCUCUCAGCCCUUCUCCGGUGCAGAGAGGCCUUAUGGCCCUGAUGGCAAUGCUACCCUUCCCCCCGACUGGAAGCACCUAGGAGCACCACCACAGGGACCCAGGGGCGGGGGGCAGAUGGAGCGGAGCUACAGCUACAGCUACACCUGCAGCCUGGGGAAGUACUACAGCACGGAGCACCCCCAGGAGGGGCUGAGGGCCAGCGGCAGCUCUCUAGCCAGUGAGAACCCCUAUGCCACCAUCAAGGACGUGCCAUCGCCGCUGGCCAAGGCCCCCGAGGGCAGCUACAUGGAGAUGAAGUCCCCGGUGCAGCGAGAGAUGUCCUACGCAGAGAUUGGGCUCCUGGAGGAGCCUGACAGCAACGAGGAAGAGAGCAGCCCGGGGGGGGCAGAGUGCGCAGCUCCAGCCCGGGACAUUCCCAGCCACUACGAUUCGCCAAAGAACAGCCACAUCCCCAGCCACUACGACGUGCCCCCCGUCCGUCACCCGCCGUCCCCUCCUCUCCGCAGGAAGGAUCGCUGAAGCCCCCCCCUCCCUCCCGCCUUCACAUCGCGACACGUGGACAGGAAACGCUGCCCUGCAGCGGGG